Cyclospora cayetanensis is the source of this 1197-nucleotide messenger RNA. RefSeq names its product zinc finger protein 853-like. The transcript is spliced from 5 exons. The coding region runs from base 1 to 1197 and encodes 398 amino acids. The record is from RefSeq and is a predicted model, not a curated record. Lineage: Eukaryota; Apicomplexa; Conoidasida; Eucoccidiorida; Eimeriidae.
AUGGCGUUUAUCAACAGGUUGGCUGCGAAGCACAUGUGCCCCCUCUGGAUCAAGGGUCAAGUCCGAGAGGCGUCUCAUUUCCAAGCCAGGAAGUUGCAGCAGCAGAAACAGCAACAGCAACAGCAAGAGCUCAUUGCAGCCAUCUCGGAAAUUAAUUUUGGACCGCAGGUUAUGACUCACCUGAAUAUCCCGCCUUUUUCUGCUUUUCUCUUCGAAGAGCAGCAGCAGCAGCAGCAAGAGGGCAGCGGCAGCGUUGACUUUGAGGCUUCAUCUCCCGAGAUGGCUGUGCUGCUCAAGGAGACAGUCGCUCUUGAGGAGACAGUGCUGCAGCAGAUGGAAGCGUUGAUUGCCUUACUUGGAGAAGGGCGUUUCGAGCCGCUCUUCCCCCUCGUGAACCCCACAGAUAUCUUCCAAGUAGAUGCUUCUGCGGCUACGCACCAUCAGCAGCAGCAGCAGCAGCAGCAGCUGCAGCAGCAGCAGCUGCUGCAGGAGGUGCAGCAGGCAGUUCGCUUUCUUCCGGAGAAAGAGCAAACGCGCAAGGCGCAGAAAAAAUUAAUGCGGGGAGCAGAAGGCAGGGGCCUCUUGGUUCGGCGGAUUGCGCAGAGGUUGAAAACAAUCGACGACCUUGUUCGGCAAUGGCUGUCUCUACCCUCGUCAGACACAUCGGCAGUCUACUCUGCCGUGCAGCAGCAGCUCUUGCACCUGCUGACUCAGCGUUUCUCUGGCGCAACUGCAGCAACUGCAACAGCAACUGCAGCAACAGCAACUGCAGCAACUGCAGCAACUGCAGCGCAACGCCCUUGCGGCACUCCUGCGGAUUCUGCGGCGAUGGGCUGCAGUUCCAGCGGGGAUGGUGACAUGUUGUGGGAGGCUGAUGCUGCGCAGCUGCAAGCCAAGUAUCUGCAGCGUCUGGGCCCCCUACUGUGUUCAAGCUGUACAGUCUUUGACGAUAUGACUGGCGAAUGUUUGGGAGGAGGUGGCGGAAUCGAGACGGAGCGCAUGCGGCGGAGAAACAUCUCUGAGUGCUUGCGGCGUGCUGAGUCGUACCAGCUUUUCCUGUCUUUCGAGGAUCCGAACAUGCGGAAGGGCGCUCCUGCUGCUGCGGGGGAAGCUACGGCGAAUUCUGCUGCAGCCGCUGAUGGCAUGCCUGGAGACUACGCAGCAAGAGCUGCUUCGCGACUCCAGAAGAAAGCCUAG